Cetraspora pellucida is the source of this 330-nucleotide messenger RNA. The record is from the annotation of a GenBank genome assembly. NCBI's taxonomy places the organism in Eukaryota, Fungi, Glomeromycota, Glomeromycetes, Diversisporales, Gigasporaceae.
GCUCAACAAUUUAUUUUCUUAUUUUAUUUAUAUUUCCUACGAGGUAACGUUGUGACUGCCGUUAUUUCAUGUGAGUAUACUAAGUUUGCUGUAUCAGGCGGAGAUGUUGUGGCUGCUGUGGUUUCAUGUGAGUAUACUAGGUUGGCUGUGUCAGGCGGUGAUGUUGUGGCCGCUGUGAUUUCAUGUGAGUAUACUGAACUAAUGGUAUCAAGCGAAUCAGUUGAUGACGAUGCUGUGAUUUCAAAUAGUUCAUUAGAGAAAUUUGUUUUUGAAAGAACAUUAGUGAAAGGAAACAUGGUUUGUGGUCUUAAGCAAGUUGAUAGUUAUUGA